Molecule: messenger RNA, 1158 nt
Organism: Cygnus atratus (black swan)
Lineage: Eukaryota; Metazoa; Chordata; Aves; Anseriformes; Anatidae
Product: G-protein coupled receptor 55-like
Biological process (GO): phospholipase C-activating G protein-coupled receptor signaling pathway; positive regulation of Rho protein signal transduction
Cellular component (GO): membrane
Molecular function (GO): G protein-coupled receptor activity
Source: RefSeq, a predicted model, not a curated record
AUGGUGCACUGCAAUGUCCUGCGCAGACACUCUAAAAUCACCCUAAAAAUGGCCUGGUUCGGCACAAUGAACACCAACCACAUCAGCACAGCGCUUGGCAGAGUCCCCUCUUUGUGGAGGGAGGGAAAUCUCUGUACUUUUGCUGCCACCUCUAUUCAGCAGACAGCAGUUUAUCAGCUGUGUAUGCCUGGAGAUAUGAAUCACAACAGUACCAACAACAUCAGCCCCGAAGUAGAACUGUUCCAGCUGAUCAUGUACACUCCCACGUUUACCCUGGGAUUGCUGUUCAAUGUGAUGGCAUUGUCGUUCCUGUUUUUUAAGGCUAAAAAGCUGUCAGAAUCUACAGUCUAUAUGAUAGCCCUCAUCUUCCUGGAUACUUUGCUGCUGUUCACUCUUCCAUUUAAAAUCAUUUCCUAUCACCAUCCAAACACGUGGGAAUUGGGGUCUGUGUUUUGCUCCAUCUUGGAGAGUCUUUACUUUGUAAACAUGUAUGGCAGCAUCCUCAUCUCCCUCUGCAUCUGCAUAGAUCGCUACAUUGCUAUUGGGCACCCUUUCACGGCUCCCACCCUGCGAUCCACCAAGAAAGCUGCUGUGGUCUGUGCUGUCAUCUGCCUGGGGGUCUCAGCUGGAACUGUCUCUACUUUCCAAUUGCAUGAAGAGGGCCACAACAUCUCAUCCUGCUUCCAUAACUUCUCCAAAAGCACAUGGGAAAACACAGCCCUGUUCAGCGCCCUGGAGACCACCUUCCUUGGCAGCAUGACAGCCAUGGCCUUCUGCACCAUUCAGAUCGUCAGAUGUCUGAGAAAGCGCAGGAAACCAGACAACCCCCAAACGUAUGCCACCAGAGCAGAGAAGAUAGUAGUGGCAAACUUCAUCACGUUUUUGGUCUGUUUCACACCUUACCAUGUGACAUUCUUCCUGUACUUUUUGGUGAAGAAUGGCAUCAUGCACAUGGCUUCUCAGCCAAAGCUACGAGACAUCCUUCAAAUCACCCUUUGCUGGGCAAACCUGAACUGCUGUCUGGAUGGGGUCUGUUAUUAUUUUGUUUUAAAGGAGUCCUUGGAAAGCCCGUUACAAAAGAGUGAAAGAACAGCCAGAAAAAAGCUUGAUCCACAUGCUACAUUUGGAGAUGCUUUCACGAAAACAACAGGAUCCUGA